AUGAAAGAUUAUACGAAUGCUGUAAUUGCGUCUGGAGUAUCUCCCGCUAUUAUGAUAACAGAUGAUCAUAAAUCUUCAAAAACAAAAGUUGGUUCGCGUAUGAAAAGAGCUCGAGGAGACUAUGGUCGACGUAAUUCUAUUACUCAUCCGGAUACUCCAAAGUCGCCUCGAGGAUUAUUCCCUCUUGUCUAA
Ambispora leptoticha is the source of this 192-nucleotide messenger RNA. The record is from the annotation of a GenBank genome assembly. Lineage: Eukaryota; Fungi; Glomeromycota; Glomeromycetes; Archaeosporales; Ambisporaceae.